AUGGAUACACAAGUAGAUGGAGGCCUGGUUUUAAUCACUGGCGUCACUGGCGUGGUCGGUGUCAUUGCCCUACUCUUCGUCCGGUAUGCCUACACGACCUUCCGAUGGCACAAAAAGUACAAAUUGCCACCGCAGGUACCAGGAGUCCCGAUCUUUGGAAAUAGCUUUCAAAUUCCAGCCAUACAACAAGGACCAUGGGGCAAAAUACUAGCAGAGAAAUACGGGGAGAUGUUUACAUGCAAAUUUGGAGGCAGCACAUGGGUUUUUCUCAACUCGUCGCGCGUGGUCACCGAUCUCAUGGAGCGUCGCGCGGCGAUCUACAGUUCCAGGCCCCCUUUUCCUAUGACACAAGGAAUCAUGUCAGGGGACUCUCGAAUCGUCCUCAUGCCUUACAACGAUCGAUGGCGGCUUCUACGAAAGAUCAUGCACCAAAUUCUAAACGGCAAAAACCAAGAUAUUUUCCGGCCUUUCCAGGAUCUUGAGUCGAAGCAACUUUGCUGGGACUACCUACAUUCUCCGGAAAGAUGGUGGUCUGCGAAUGGACGGUACGCUAACUCUGUUAUUAUGAGUGUUGUCUUCGGGCGCCGGUCGCUUCUUGAUGAUCCAGAAGUUGCAGAGCUAUUCGAAACAAUUGAGCUCUUCCUAGAGAACCAACAACCUGGCGUCAACAUCGUGGAUGCUUUCCCAGUAUUUGCCAAACUGCCAAAAUUACUCCAAUGGUGGAGGCCAAGAGGAGAGGCAAUUUUCGAAAGAACCAAAAGAGUGCUCCAUAGGGUUUACAAGCGAGAGCUCGACCGGCUCGAACAGAGGAUCAAGGACGGCACUCAACGAAGAUGCUUCGGGGUAGCCUUCCUCGAAAGCAAAGAAAUACAACAGAUAGACGACACCCAGAAGCUCUUUGUGUUUGGAUCACUGAUGGAAGCGGGAAGCGACACUUCGCGUGUCACAAUUGGUCAAAUCAUUGCCGGGGCUAUCUGUUACCCUGACUGGGUGGUAAAAGCGCGAAAGCAGCUCGAUUCCGUGUGUGGUGCGAAUGCUGAGCGACUGCCGCAGUGGGAAGACCGAUCCCUACUUCCAUACAUUACGGCAGUCGUGAAGGAAGGAUUCCGCUGGAGACCCAACAUUGCUGAGAUUGGUGCUCCGACUACACUAACUCGAGAUGAUGAGUACGAGGGAUAUAAUUUCCCUAAGGGGACAAUCUUUACCUGGAACGCGUGGGCAAUAGCCUUGAACCCAGAUGAAUAUGAAGAGCCGGAACGAUUCUGGCCGGAUCGAUUCCUGAAUGAUGAUUUGGACAACGCACUGAAAGGACAUUGGGCUUUUGGACCUGGUCGACGAGUGUGUGUUGGUUGGAAGGUCGGGGAGACAAAUGUGUGGAUUGCCAUUGCUCGCCUGCUCUACUGUUUUGACUUUCACGAGGUACCCCGGGGAGCCUAUUGA
This is a messenger RNA of Penicillium concentricum, 1440 nucleotides long. RefSeq names its product cytochrome P450. Bases 1 to 1440 code for a protein of 479 amino acids. The transcript is spliced from 4 exons. Lineage: Eukaryota; Fungi; Ascomycota; Eurotiomycetes; Eurotiales; Aspergillaceae. Gene Ontology annotation, molecular function: iron ion binding; monooxygenase activity; oxidoreductase activity, acting on paired donors, with incorporation or reduction of molecular oxygen. The record is from RefSeq and is a predicted model, not a curated record.